Messenger RNA from Rhodofomes roseus, 489 nucleotides. RefSeq names its product phosphatidic acid phosphatase type 2/haloperoxidase. The record is from RefSeq and is a predicted model, not a curated record. The transcript has 2 exons. Gene Ontology annotation, molecular function: sphingosine-1-phosphate phosphatase activity. Lineage: Eukaryota; Fungi; Basidiomycota; Agaricomycetes; Polyporales; Fomitopsidaceae. The annotation marks the transcript as partial.
ACCCAUACGGUCGUCACGGGCAUCACCGCCUGCUUCGUCCUCUACACCCGCUCAGCAGGCGUCGCCUACUUCGCCGCCGGCGCCGUGCUCUGCUCAAUGUCUGUCAAGGUCAUCAAGCGUUGCAUACGCCAGCCCCGCCCGGUCCAGGUCAUACGUGGCAAGCACAAGAAAUCAUACGGCAUGCCCAGCACGCACUCCGCCACCAUCACGUUCUUCGCGACCUACAUCGCACUUGCCUGUCUAAACCUCCCCAUACAUCGCUCACUACCGUCAAGCCCGCUCACUCGGGUCCUGCCAAUCCUCAUUUCGAUACCCUGGGCUGUGACCAUCGUCGUCUCCCGCAUAUGGCUCGGCCAUCAUACUUUACCACAGGUCAUAGCAGGUUGCGCGUGCGGCCUCGUUAUGGCGCCGCUCUGGUUCAGGCUAUGGACACACGGAGCCAAUGACUACGGUAGGGCAAUAGAGCACGCCCUCUUUGGUCAGCGUUGA